Camellia sinensis is the source of this 594-nucleotide messenger RNA. NCBI's taxonomy places the organism in Eukaryota, Viridiplantae, Streptophyta, Magnoliopsida, Ericales, Theaceae. The record is from RefSeq and is a predicted model, not a curated record.
UGAGUUUUAAGUAGGUAGCUUUAUUGCUAUAAAUAUCAUGUACAAGCAAGCCAUUGGAGUAUAACAAAAAAAUCAACUAUGGCUUUUAACCUCUCAGCUGUUUCUUUAACCACUCUGCUUUUGUUGGCAUCAUGUUCAUCAUUUUUGUUUGGUGUAUCAGAGGCUAAUUCAUAUUCAUCAUCUUCACAUCACCAUUUAGUGAAGGGACUUUCAUGGAGUUUCUAUGAAUAUGAGUGUCCUAAAUUGGAAUCUAUUGUGAGAAAACAUCUCAAGAAGGUUUUCAAGGAGGAUAUUGGCCAAGCUGCUGGCUUGCUUCGCGUUCACUUCCAUGACUGCUUUGUUCAGGGAUGUGAUGGUUCAGUGCUGCUUGAAGGAUCGGCAAGCAAGCCGAGCGAGCAAGAAGCGCCUCCGAACCUAAGUUUGAAGGCAACGGCAUUUGAGAUCAUCAAUGAUCUCCAUGCGCUCGUACAGAAGGAAUGUGGCAGGGUCGUCUCCUGUGCUGACAUCACUACUCUUGCAGCUCGCGACUCUGUUUACCUGGUAAAAUCGCCCAACUUUAUCCACUUCUCCCAAUAAUUUAUGCACUAGUUCAAA